Pelmatolapia mariae (spotted tilapia) is the source of this 847-nucleotide messenger RNA. RefSeq names its product zinc finger BED domain-containing protein 4-like. The coding region runs from base 5 to 847 and encodes 280 amino acids. Lineage: Eukaryota; Metazoa; Chordata; Actinopteri; Cichliformes; Cichlidae. The transcript is spliced from 3 exons. Gene Ontology annotation, molecular function: protein dimerization activity. The record is from RefSeq and is a predicted model, not a curated record.
ACCAAUGGGCUCUUAUGGAGACGACUGUUGCCAUCCUCCACCCUUUGAGGAACUAACUAAAAAAGUGAGCAGCUAUGACGCACUAGCCUCUGAUGUCAUCCCAGCUGUGGCUGUGCUAGUGAGACUUCUAAACAGAGAAACAGACGAGGACCACGGCGUCAAGACAAUGAAAGCAACCUUACUGGCAGCUGUCAAGAAGUGCUUCAGUGACGUCGAGACCGACCCACUGUACUUCAUCUCCACCAUACUUGACCCAAGGUAUAAAGAUCGCUUCUUCUCCAACAACACUGCUCCAGAGGCCAAGCUGCACCUGAAGCAGGAGCUGCAGAUAAUGUCCAGAGCUGAGGCAGAGGGGAGUCGGGCAGAAGCUGCAGAACCUCUUGCUAAACUGUUCCUCAAGGCCCAGGCCAGCACUAGCAGCAGUCUGGACACUGUAUUUGACGAAAUCGCUAAGGAGCAGCCCCAGGCAGCACAGCCGCUGGCAGCAGGUGCUGCCAUUGAGCUCGACACAUACCUCGGAGAGGCCCCAAGCCCUCAUGAAGACAGUCCUCUGAAGUACUGGGGUGUCAACAAAAUCAGGUUCCCCACUUUGGCUAAAAUAGCCCGUAAAUACCUCUCAGCCCCAUAUAGCAGUGUGGAAAGUGAAAGGCUUUUUAGCUCAGUGUCACACAUUAUAGAUGAAAACAGAAACAGUCUGACUGCUGAUAAUCAAAAAUCAUCCUGCGAGAGCUAUGUGGCAGGAAGACCUCAUGGGAUGAGGAAAUCCCAGCUGAACUGGCUCAAAGGUCACAAGUUUGGCAUUCAGAGCUUUCAAAACUUCAUGGCUUUACCGUCAACAGGUGUUUGA